Molecule: messenger RNA, 2125 nt
Organism: Mustela erminea (ermine)
Lineage: Eukaryota; Metazoa; Chordata; Mammalia; Carnivora; Mustelidae
Gene: PLEKHA3
Product: pleckstrin homology domain containing A3
Exons: 8
Coding region: 399-1301 (300 amino acids)
Biological process (GO): retrograde transport, endosome to Golgi; receptor recycling; endosome organization
Cellular component (GO): early endosome; trans-Golgi network; recycling endosome
Source: RefSeq, a predicted model, not a curated record
CGGGGUCAAUGAAAACAAACGGGGAGGCCCGGGGGGGUGGGAAGGAAGGCGGGCGAGGAGGAGGGAACGCCGGGGCGCGGGAAGGAACAGCCGUGUGGUGGACGCGCGAGCCGAAGGCGGGUUGCGGUCGUGAUUUUGUCGCCGCCGCCGCCGAGGCUCGCCCGGGGAUGUCUGAGUCCGCGCCUCGCGGCCCCCGAGCUUCAAGCGGCGGCCGCCGCCCGGGCCUCUAAGGGCCGCCACGUCCCGGCGGCGCGCGCGCGGGCUCAGGGCGGCUCGGUGCCGGCGGGGUUGCCCGGGGAGUGCCGGGGCGGGCCGGGAGGGGCUGCCCAGGCUCCGCGCCUACCCAGCACCGCGGCCGGCGCCCGGCCAGGAGGAUGCGCGGCGCCGGGCUCUGAAGCAUGGAGGGGGUUCUGUACAAGUGGACCAACUAUCUCACAGGUUGGCAGCCUCGUUGGUUUGUUCUAGAUAAUGGAAUCCUGUCCUACUAUGAUUCACAAGAUGAUGUUUGCAAAGGGAGCAAAGGAAGUAUAAAGAUGGCAGUUUGUGAAAUUAAAGUCCAUUCAGCAGACAACACAAGAAUGGAAUUAAUCAUUCCAGGCGAACAGCAUUUCUACAUGAAGGCGGUGAAUGCGGCGGAAAGACAGAGGUGGCUCGUUGCUCUGGGGAGCUCCAAAGCCUGUUUGACUGAUACUAGGACGAAAAAAGAAAAAGAAAUAAGUGAAACCAGUGAAUCACUGAAAACCAAAAUGUCUGAACUUCGCCUCUACUGUGAUCUCCUAAUGCAGCAAGUUCAUACUAUCCAAGAAUUUGUUCAUCAUGAUGAGAAUCAUUCAUCUCCCAGCGUGGAGAACAUGAAUGAAGCCUCUUCUCUGCUUAGUGCCACGUGUAAUACAUUCAUCACAACGCUUGAGGAAUGUGUGAAGAUAGCAAAUGCCAAGUUUAAACCUGAGAUGUUUCAGCUGUCCCAUCCGGAUCCCUUGGUUUCUCCUGUGUCACCUUCUCCUGUUCAAAUGAUGAAGCGUUCUGUCAGCCAUCCUGGUUCUUGCAGUUCAGAGAGGAGUAGCCACUCUGUAAGAGAACCAGUAUCUACACAUCACCGACUCACCCAGCGCCGCCGAAGAACCUACUCAGAUACAGACUCUUGUAAUGAUAUUUCUCUUGAAGACCCAGAUAGACCUGUUCACUGUUCAAGAAAUACACUCAAUGGAGAUUUGACAUCAGCAACAAUUCCUGAAGAAAGCAGACUUAUGGCCAAAAAAAAAUCUGAAUCGGAAGAUCCUCUUCCAUCCUUCUCUUCCUGAGGAAACGGAAGUGUCCAACUUCCUCUAAGUAUUGCUAUGCAAAAGCUGCUGUAAUUAAACUAUGUUAUAGGGAGUAGUUUUUCCCUUAGGAUUUCUCUGCACUUUAUAGAAUACUGUAAAACAAACAAACAACAACAAAAAAACAACCCACAUACCUUUGAAGUGUAUUUUAUCUUUAUAUAGUUUAUUUGCAAGAGUAUUUUCCUAAUAACUUCACAGUAUGAAUGUGCAUCUUUUCUUUUUUUUUUUUUUUUUAAAACAAAUGAUGGUGUAACAUUUUGACCUCCAUAAGGACAAAUGUAGAUAUUUUUCUAAAAAACUGUGAGGGACUGACAGAUGAGUCAGUGUGUAUUGUAGCUUAUAAACAUGAAAUCUUAGAAACAUAAGGUUUCUGUUUGACAGAAGUGUGAUAUAUGUAACUUGUGCCAUGGACCAGACGGUCACUUUACCCCAGCUAAAAAUGAGUUACAAUAGCAGCUUGAUGGAGAUUCUAUUGUAUUCCUUUAAGCAAAAGGACACAUUUAAUAUUCUAAAUAUUUUUAGCCCAAAUACCGUGACAUAUUGAGGAUUUUUUAAAAACCAGGCUGUGCUGUCCUUCAUAUGUGAAGUUGACACUACUGAUUUGUCAAUACCAAAUGUUGGGUUAAAGUAUUUAACUUUUAUUUAUUUUUCUGUUGCAUCAAAAAAAUGAUUGCAUCCUAACUUUUAUGACCUACCAAAUUUAAGAUGUGUAUACAUUGUUAUUUACAUUGUUCUAGAAAAGAGGUUAAUGUUGUAGUGACCUUGCUCACUUAUACCAGAGAAAUAAAUGCCUUUCAAUGGAA